GCGAGGAGCUCGAUAUGGAUGUGAUGAGGCCCUUAAUAAACGAGCAGAAUUUCGAUGGGACGUCGGACGAGGAGCAGGAACAGAUGAUCCUGCCGGUGCAGAAGCACUACCAGCUUGACGGGCAGCAUGGGAUUUCAUUCAUGCAGACGCUGAUGCAUCUUCUUAAGGGAAACAUUGGAACCGGCCUUUUAGGACUCCCGUUGGCAAUAAAGAAUGCCGGCAUUGUGCUUGGACCAAUCAGCCUUGUGUUUAUAGGAAUUAUUUCCGUCCACUGUAUGCACAUAUUGGUACGUUGCAGUCACUUUCUAUGUCAGAGGUUUAAGAAGUCAACACUGGGGUACAGUGACACUGUGAGUUUUGCCAUGGAGGCCAGCCCGUGGAGUUGUCUUCAGCGGCAGGCAGCGUGGGGGCGGAGCGUGGUCGACUUUUUUCUGGUGAUCACGCAGCUGGGAUUCUGCAGCGUCUACAUUGUCUUCUUAGCUGAGAAUGUGAAACAAGUUCACGAAGGCCUCCUAGGGAGCUCAGUGCUGGUUUCUAACAGCACAGAUCCAUCUCUUGCCUGUGAGAGAAGAAGUGUGGACCUCAGGGUCUAUAUGCUCUGCUUCCUCCCGUUUAUAAUUCUCUUGGUCUUCAUUCGUGAGCUGAAGAAUCUCUUCAUUCUUUCCUUCCUUGCCAACGUUUCCAUGGCCGCCAGCCUUGUGAUAAUUUACCAGUAUGUUGUCAGGAACAUGCCAGAUCCCCACAAUCUUCCAGUUGUGGCCGGUUGGAAGAAAUACCCACUGUUUUUUGGUACUGCUGUGUUUGCUUUUGAAGGCAUAGGAGUGGUGCUUCCCCUGGAAAACCAAAUGAAGGAGUCCAAACGCUUCCCGCAGGCCCUGAACAUCGGCAUGGCGAUCGUCACAGUGCUGUACAUCAGCUUGGCCACUUUAGGCUACAUGUGUUUCCGUGAUGACAUCAAGGGCAGCAUUACAUUGAAUCUGCCGCAGGACAUGUGGUUGUAUCGGUCUGUGAAAAUUCUGUAUUCCUUUGGCAUUUUCGUGACCUAUUCAAUUCAGUUCUAUGUUCCAGCAGAGAUCAUUAUCCCCGGAGUCACUGCCAGACUUCAUGCCAAAUGGAGGCGCAUCUGUGAAUUUGGGCUACGGUCCUUCUUGGUGCCGGGGCUGUUCUCAUUCCUCGCCUCGACAUCGUGAUCUCCUUCGUUGGGGCUGUAAGCAGCAGCACGCUGGCCCUCAUCCUGCCGCCGCUCGUGGAAAUCCUUACAUUUUCUAAGGAGCAUUACAACAUAUGGAUGAUCCUGAAAAACAUCGCCAUAGCAUUCACCGGAGUCGUCGGCUUCUUGUUGGGCACGUAUGUCACUGUUGAAGAGAUUAUUUAUCCAACUACGGUAGCUGUAGCGGGCACCUCCCAGAGUCUCUCUCUGAAUGUGAACUCCACAUGCGCAGCCUCUGGGCUGUGAGCCUUUGGUUGUCGUCCCAUUCUAACAGCAAAGUAAGAACCAGUACAGUCACCACCAUACACUUAAGCACAGUGCCAAACUCUUGUUUCAGUUGGCAGAGUAUUGCAGUUGGACUGGGAACUGGCCAUCUUUUGCAGCUGUGGUAAACUAUGGCAGAUUCUUGCUUUUAUCUAAUGACAAUGAAAAAUUUAAAAUUAGCUUUGAAAAACUGAAAAAAACUAAAAUCUAAAACUUAAAACAAUAAGCAUACCCUAUUAUUUGUUUCUGUAAGAAAUACUUUGAAUAAAAAUUAUUUUUCUUGCCACUAUUGAGAAGAUAAAGGCAUUCAACGUUGUGGAAAUUAAAUAGGGACAUAGUUAAUAGGCUCUUCCUGGAGAUUCCCAUAAUAGCAAAGUAAGCCUCCUGUGUAUGUGUAUGAAAAUGCAUCAGUUGCAUUUUUAUUGCAUGGGUAAUGCUUCUGACAGCCCCUGGAAGGACAGACGGUUCCCACUGACCGUCGUGUAGACAUUAGAGAGUUCGCAGAGCCAGAAUCACCUCAGUGUUAGGCUCUACAGACAGUAGGGCUCCAUAGUCACUGGGAAUUACUGAACAAGGUUCUGAUCUGUUUGGGUUGUGGGCAAAAGGCCGCCGAGGUUUCUGGAAUUCCCCUCCCUUAGUUACUGUCUUAGCUGAGGUUUCUCUUGCUCUGACACAGCACUAUGACCAAAAGCAACCUAGGGACCCAAGAAUGGAUUUCAGUUUAUAGUUCCACAUCAUAGCCAUCGUCAGAGGAAGUCAAGGCAAGAACUCCGGGCAGGAACCUGGAGGCAGGCGCUGAUGCAGAAGUUAUGGGACGAUACUGCUCAUGGCUUGCUCAGCCUGCUUUCUUAUAGCUCCCAGGACCACCAGCCCAGAGGUGGCACCACCAGCCCAGAGGUGGCGCCACCCACAGUGGACUGGGCCCUUCCAAAUUGAUCAUCAAUCCGGAGAACUAUCCCACAGACUUGCCUACAGGUUAGUCUUACAGAGACAUUUUCUCAGCUGAGAGUCUCUCUUCCAAAUUAAUUCUAGAUGUGUCAAGACAGGGCGGUUACCAUUGUAGGACAUGGAAUCUCAGAAUGUCAGGUGACUUCAUCAGGAGCGCUUACCCUAGUCAAGAGAACCCGAUAUUUGACUCCAUGCAGAGAUUUUUUUUUAAAUCAUUUUUCAUGUCACAGUCAAGAAAGAUGAAAAAUGACAGACAGCUUAAUUUAGUGUAGAGUUUAUUCAAUUAUAUUUUCAUCUUUGAGAGUGUGUGCCUGAUAUAUUUGAAUGUAUGUGACAGAAAAAAUCCAAGAAUCCUGCCUGUGGCUUUAUAGACCUCACACAGGAAGAGAAGCUAACAUUUCCUUAAACAGCAGGGUCAGCUGGCUAGCUGUGGAGCCUGCCAGCCACAGGAGGUGGGGUCUCCAUGAACAGCAGGGUCAGCUGGCUAGCUGUGCAGUAUUCUAGUUGCCCCCUUCCCCCCUGGGUUUUUGGGAAUCAGGUACGUUACAAAAGUACAGGAUUUUGGAUCAUCCUCGUUCUGUAGCAGCUCCGUACUGUAAUCUCCCCCGUGAUCUGAAUGGGCAGAGGGACCCAAAAUGCAUUCUUAGGAGACUUGAAACAAUUAGGAACUGUCUAGAAAAUACUGAGAUGCUUCAGGCUUUGUUGUGAAAAACACCUCCUUCCUUCUAUCUCCAAACACACUAGCCAAGGCAAACAAGCUCAUUUGACGAUAAAGAUGGGAAUUCUGGUGUUUAAAGGAAUGAGUGCUGGGUCUCCUGGACUUCUCAGCUCUUGGUUCUCCUGUGCGUUAGUCUGUUGGAUGUCACCAAGUUCUGUGGAGUUUUCUAUUUUUCUAUGUAUACGUUAACUUAUUCAGGUUCAGCUUUGCUUACGUCAUUACUUUGUCUUCAACUGUGAGCCUAUAAAUAUAUCAGAAGCUUUAUUUUGGUAUGAAUUCAUAAGAACCAAAACUUUAAAAACCUUUAUGUUAGAUAUUUCUAAUAGUUGUUUAUGAUAUUUUGUGUUAAAUCGUUACUCCAAGUCUCUACUUGUGCCGAGACAGUGGGUGAGGUUAUGAGCUCUUGUCAGCUGCCUUCGCGCCGUACUCCGCUGUGCACGCUCAGUUUUAGUUUUGCAUCUCCACCUGUUACUUGUGGAACUCACCACGUGUGAUGGGCUUUUACAUAAUGGGUCACUGCAGGACUCUCAGGUCUGUACCCGCCCUGUGCACAUCUCCUCAGCCAGGAUUUCCCGCACAGUGGGCUGCUGUGCCAGCACCCAUGCGGGGGUCCCCAGGUUAUCAACACAAGAGAAGUCCUUGACAGAAAGGAGCGUAGGCUGACAGAAGGAGAAAGUGUUCAGUUCUAUUGUGAAACACUGUUUAGAUACAGACUGUAAAAGGCAUACACUCUUGUUCUUUAAGGGUGCCCAAAGAUAUAUUUAUCAUUUCAUCAUUUUUCUAUAAUAUUUAGUUUUACAUAAUUUUCUAAAGAUUUUUGGAGAAGAUAUUUUGAUUCUAGCAGCUGUUUCUUUUGUUUGGGGGCCUGCAAAAUGGGGAAGCAGCCACACAACGUUGAACUCAUGUUUGCUACUUCCCAUCACACUGGGAACUUGCCCAGAAAGCUAGUCCGUUGUGUGGGUGCCAUCUCCACUGUGGGGCGGUGAGAGGAAAGCCAUGAGCUAGCCUCAGCCAUUCGCCACCUGCCUGUGUUUCCUGAGGCUCCAGAGAGUGUUCCCCGGCAUCUGAGGGCACUCGUCAGAACACUGGUCCCACACAGCUUUUAACACAUGGCCCAGUUUCUUUAAGGUUAAGAAGCGGGAGCUGGGAGAGUUUCCAGAAAGCAAACUGGCUCUUGUUGUGCCCCACUACUUCCCGUUCUGCUCUCUCUGACUUGUCACCAAAGCCCAGAGUGUCUUGUGAGAUGGUCUCCUUAGAGUGUUUGUAAUCCAUUUAUGGCGGUGCACUUGUGAACUACCCGACAGGGUUUGAGUUUUGAUAUGUUCCUAGUCCUAGAACAUGUCAGCUUGAGUGUGUAUGGGUGCCAUGUCUCAUGACGUCUUAACAGCUCCCCAUUCCACUUCAGUCCCCACAGAUGCCAGUGUGAUUGCUGGAAACAUACAUUAGGUAUUUCUUCCAGGAUGGAAAAGAUACAGAACAAGCCAAUGGAGAUAAUAAAUACACUUAUUUAUAUCAACCGAUGUUAACCGUAGAGCAAUAAAACCAUUGGCUAAAAUAUAAUACAUCAAUAGUGUAAAAUUAUAAAAUAUUGGAAAUGGGUUUAUUUUGAUCAGCUCAGCUCAGUUCUCUUCCCUUAAUUAAGAAGAUGUGAGAAAUUUGUCUAGGAGGGUAACAGACUGCUUCCUUUCAUUAAAUGACUGCAUGUACUUGACCACACAUGAUUUACUUCCUGGAUCGGCUUGGUUUAGACCUAGCAUAUAAAAGAAAUAUGUCUAGGUCUAGAAUUGAUUGCCUAGCAAGCAAAAUGACAAAUCACCCAGCUGCUCAGAUUUCCUGUUAGAACUGGCUACUCCCUAGGUGCAUCCAUGCAUGUCACCCCAGAGGGACUCACAGCUGACUCCAUUUCAGCUACUCUGCCACAGAUUGGACCGGAAUGAUGAUCACACGGAAAACGUGUUCGUGACAUGAAAAAGUCAGGCUAUAGAUCUUUGUUUUUUAGUGUUAGCUGUAUUGAAAGUCAAGUGUCAUUGGACUUGUGUCCUUAUAAUUUAUUCUUCUUUGUAAAACAAUUUGGAAAGCGUCUGAAAGUACUGUGACUUCUGAAUUGUCAAUAAAGUAUAAUUAUUUUGCUUGCUAUUAAA
Messenger RNA from Myodes glareolus (Bank vole), 5281 nucleotides. It is a transcript of the gene Slc36a4, whose product is annotated as solute carrier family 36 member 4. Gene Ontology annotation, biological process: L-alanine transport; amino acid transmembrane transport. The record is from RefSeq and is a predicted model, not a curated record. NCBI's taxonomy places the organism in Eukaryota, Metazoa, Chordata, Mammalia, Rodentia, Cricetidae. Gene Ontology annotation, cellular component: vacuolar membrane. Gene Ontology annotation, molecular function: L-alanine transmembrane transporter activity; L-proline transmembrane transporter activity.